AGCGCAGUGAAUUAAAACUCAUAAUGUAAAGUACAGUCACGAGCUCACUCUGCGCGCGUUCACAUCAACGCACGAUCAGCUGUAGCCUACUCAGGGAGUCUCGGGCUUCCCCGCUGUACUGAGCACUGCGCGUGCUGUUUACGCAAACGGGUCACCCUCGCACAGGGCCAAGCAGUCAGCAUCAGCACAGGAGAAGUGCUUUUUGACGUCAAGUACAGAUGAUAUCUACGCAUUGAAGGUGAGGAGUAAACAUCCUGGUGUUGUUUUGAUUUAUUCAACUGGAGCAAAACCUGGUCUGCGUGUUUUAGUGGGAUGAAUGGUAAAAGUUUCGCAGGCAACUGAUGAGGGUGAAGAGAGGGCUCUUAGCUGAACACAAUGACAGACAGUGUGAUAGUAUAUCAGACUCAGCAGAUAAGACAAAGCAAUGAGCAUGGAGUGCUCCGGAGAAGAGACAGCACUGAUGCUGACACGAAGAGCAGAAGGUCCUCUUUGCUGGCCGUACAAGCAGAAACUGAACUGGGAGAGACAGCCAGUGGUGAGUCAGAGGAACCAGACCAACAGGAUCCAUCCAUCUCCAUUCCUGACAUGCAGUAUCAUUUUAGCGGAGGAGAAGCAGACGGUCAUGGUGGGCAUGUGGCGCCCGAUGGUGGCUGGGGCUGGGUGGUGCUUGCGGCCACUGUCUUGGUCUUGGCGUUGACUCUGGCGUUCCCUUCUUGCAUUGGGAUUUUUUACACAGACUUGCAGAACGACUUUAAGGCCAGCAACACUGAAACGGCGUUGGUACCAGCCAUCAUGAUGGGCGUGCUGCAUGCAGGCGGCCCGAUAUGUAGUAUACUCGUGGAGUGCUGCGGUUGCCGUGCGACAAUAAUUAUCGGCGGCUUUCUGAGCGGAGUGGGAAUGGCGGCCAGUUCGUUUGCACAGACAAUGAUACAGCUGUAUAUCACUGCCGGCAUUAUCACAGGAAUGGGAUUCUCUUUGUCAUUCCAACCAUCCAUCACCAUGUUGGGCCACUACUUUGUGCGCCGCAGGGCGUUUGCUAAUGCCCUGUCGUCCACUGGCACGGCGCUUGGUCUCAGUACCCUACCCUUGCUUGCCAACGCUCUGCUCAGCAGGUUUGGAUGGCGAGGGAGCUUUCUGGUCCUGGGAGGUGUUCUGCUAAACUGUUGCGUCUGUGGGGCCGUGAUGCGUCCACUCGGGGCCAAACCAAAGAUAGAUAAAACCAAACACACUGACGAUCCCCACAGACGAACCAAUAGUAUCUCUAUUCAUCAGGAAAGAGAGGGUCUUAAAGGUCGCCUGCGGAUCACUCUCUCCACCCUAAUGCCUUUCGUGCGCAGGCACAUGGCUUUUGACCUCCUGUGCAGGAACUCUCGCUUUCGUGCCUACGCUCUUGGGGUAUCUUGGAUGAUGGUGGGUUUCGUGGUGCCCCUCGUUUACCUGGUUCCAUACGCCACCGCUUACGGUAUAGAGCAAGACCGAGCUGCACUGCUGAUGGCUGUCCUUGGCUUGGUGAACGUCACAGUUCGGCCAGCUUCAGCACUCGUGUUCGGCCUGCCUCGUUUCCAGGGUAACCACAGCUUCGUCUACCUGUUUGCCACCGCUGUGCUGAUCAACGGGUUGAGCAACUGCAUCUGUGGGAUAGCGACAGGUUUUCCGUUAUUGAUGGCAUAUGUAAUAGUCUUUGGCUUUUCCAUGAGCAUCAUCGGCUCUUUGAUGUUCACCGUACUAAUGGACACGGUGGAGAUGAGUCGCUUCCCAUCAGCCCUGGGCCUCCUCAGCAUUAUGGAGAGCGUUGUGCUAUUGAUCAGCCCACCGCUGGCAGGUAUCCUGGUCGACAGCACUAAGCAAUAUGCCUACGUGUUUUUUGUUUGCAGCUUUACCGGGUCCACAGCCGGUCUCUUCAUCAUGUUGUCCUUCUACUGGCUGGACAGACAAAGGGACACAGAUGCUAAGAGUCCUAAAGACAUUAAUCCUUUAAAGCCAAAUACCAAAAUGAACAUUGACUGUGAUUAUAGCCGAGUGCCUUUAUGUAGUAAAAAUGUCAGAGACGGUGAGACUAACGUUUGAACCAAGAAACCACCUUAAGUGCAUUUCAACAUAUUUAUUUUGUUUACUCUGUGCAGGUGAUAAACUCCCUUAGUUGCCUGUAUACAGGAGGAUUCACACAGAAAGCAUUUUUAAUAGGCUACCUACAUAAGUUCAUUUGUUACACUAGUCUACUUCUGGAUUACUGACAAAGGCCAGUUUACUGUAAUACAGUUUUUAAUAGCAGAUUUUCCUUUGCACAAAAUAAUGUCGUAGUGUUUCAUGUGUGAGAUACUGUAGCCGUAUGCAAUGAAUGUUUUUUUAGCUGCCGUAUGUAAUAAAUUUAAGCAGUGCACUUUCUUGUUUUC
Messenger RNA from Paramisgurnus dabryanus, 2393 nucleotides. RefSeq names its product solute carrier family 16 member 5b (gene slc16a5b). The record is from RefSeq and is a predicted model, not a curated record. Gene Ontology annotation, cellular component: basolateral plasma membrane. Gene Ontology annotation, molecular function: monocarboxylic acid transmembrane transporter activity. Gene Ontology annotation, biological process: transmembrane transport; monocarboxylic acid transport. NCBI's taxonomy places the organism in Eukaryota, Metazoa, Chordata, Actinopteri, Cypriniformes, Cobitidae.